GUCCACACAGUCUGGAAAAAUUAAACAAAAGUAAAAAAAAUUUAAAUUUCCGCAACGUGUUCCUGCCCACAAAACACACGCCUUCGAAAAAUCAAUAUUCAAACCGAACAUGCCGGGAAACGAAGUCUGGAUUGAUAUUCCGUGCACUGAAGAGUGAUUUCGUUGAAAAAGUCACGACUUGUAUCGAAUAUAUUGAAUACGCAUCAUUUGAAAAAAAAAACGAACAAAAAAAUCCGUGACUGCGCGCGGAACAAAUCUUUUUUGGCAGUCAACUAAGUUACUUCGGAUCGUCACAUUUGCAAUUUGAGAUGAUGAACUUAUUGAGGACGUGUGCUGCUCUAUUGAUGAUCGUCGCAUCAACAUCAUUAGCAAUGGUCAUUCAUCAGCUUCCAAAAGAUCCUGGCAACAUUCUGAUGAAUUCAGAGCCCCGACAUUCAAUGAUGAGUCUGGAUGAUUUCGAUGGGAUUUCCAAGAAAAACAUGGAAUACACGUCACAGCAAAAGCAAGAUGACCAACAGAUCUUCGAUAUUGACGCUGAAAAGCAGGCGCAGUUUCGGGCCUUGUUCGAUGCCAACGAGCCUCUUGAAACAAUCAGCAAGGCAAUGGACUCGAAUGUGCCAAAGAAACGGAUCAAAAGAGUCAAGAGAGGUUCCAAGACGUUUCACCGAAGUCGCACCCAAUUCCCUGACUUCAAAAUCUCCCAAGCCUUAUUGCACCCAAAAAUUCCGAUUGACAUGGAAGAGAUCAUUUCUUCGGCAUUCCAAGAUCACCUCAAGGACGCUUUACUCAAUCCGAAGCAGACUGUGACUGAAUGGGAAUUUUCCGAAAAAUCUGGAUUCCCUGAUAUCGAAUCCAACGAACAGCAUCUCUUGCGAGAUUCUGGGAUGAUGAACUUAUGGAGGACGUGUGCUGCUCUAUUGAUGAUCGUCGCAUCAACAUCAAUAGCUAUGGUCAUUCCUGGCAACAUUCUGAUGAAAUCAGAGCCCCGACAUUCAAUGAUGAGUCUGGAUGAUUUCGAUGGGAUUUCCAAGAAAAACAUGGAAUACACGUCACAACAAAAGCAAGAUGACCAACAGAUCUUCGACAUUGACGCUGAAAAUCAGGCGCAGUUUUGGGCCUUUUUCGAUGCCAACCAGCCUCUUGAAAUAAUCUGCCAGGAAUCCUGGUCCUGUCCCGGACUGACCAACUGGUUUCAUUUAUCCAACACUCGACACCAAAUUAUAUUGGAGACUCUGUCCUCAAUAAGGUACACAGCAGGGAUUUCUGCUGCGCAUGCCUUUUUUGCCACAUGGUCCAAGCACGCCCAAGCACAGAUGCUUUUCUCAGGUUGCGCCCUCUGGUGCAACCCCACUAAAGCCCCCCCUUUGGAUCCUGCUGGCUGGGGCAGUUGGCCAGGUUCGCACAUGUGCCAGCAGGUUGAGGAGUUGCAUCCUCAAUUGGAAUGUGUGCCAGGAAAUGGUGGCCUGCGUCUGUGCCUUGCUGGUCCUAGAACAAAGGACCAAGACUGGUCAGUGCUGGCAGUCAAGUGUUGGUAG
Molecule: messenger RNA, 1535 nt
Organism: Notodromas monacha
Lineage: Eukaryota; Metazoa; Arthropoda; Ostracoda; Podocopida; Cyprididae
Source: the annotation of a GenBank genome assembly